Echinostoma caproni is the source of this 948-nucleotide messenger RNA. The record is from the annotation of a GenBank genome assembly. Lineage: Eukaryota; Metazoa; Platyhelminthes; Trematoda; Plagiorchiida; Echinostomatidae.
AUGCCACGUCCUACUCAGUCCACGUCUGAGGCUGGUGAUUCUGAAGUUCAGUUGAAACGAGAACUAAGCUUACUCAAUGGGGUUACCAUAGUUGUUGGCACUAUAAUAGGCUCCGGAAUCUUUGUGACUCCGAAGGGGGUUCUUGAGUUCUCCGGGGCUUCAGUUGGAAUUUCCAUCAUGAUUUGGAUUGCUUGUGGAAUCAUUUCUCUUCUUGGAGCUCUCUGCUAUGCUGAACUGGGUACUACAAUCACGAGAAGUGGUGGUGAUUACGCCUAUAUCAAAGAAGCAUUUGGUGACAUACCAGCUUUCCUGCAGCUCUGGGUCAACCUGAUCAUAAUUCGUCCGACAGCACAGGCAAUUGUGUCACUCACGUUUGCCUACUAUGCACUUCAACCAAUUUUUCCGAGCUGUUCUCCUCCUCAAUUGGCCGUGCAGCUUUUAGCUGCACUUUGCAUCACUCUCCUGACUUGGAUCAACGUGAUGAAAGUGCGUUGGGCUGCGCGUAUCCAAGAUAUGUUCACGGCGGCCAAGUUGUUGGCCCUAUCUUUGAUCAUUGUCACCGGAGCGGUACUACUUGGAAUGGGCAAAGUAGAAAACUUCGACGACCUUUUCACACUGCACAAACCAAUAAGCGCAUCGGAUGUCUCACUGGCACUUUAUUCCGGUCUUUUCGCCUACGCUGGAUGGAAUUUUCUCAAUUUGGUAACCGAAGAAUUGAAAGAUCCGGGAAAAAAUUUACCGAGGGCCAUCUACAUAAGUGUGGCUGUAGUCACUGUGGUCUAUGUACUAUCCAACGUGGCCUAUUUUACAUUACUUCGCCCGGUGGAAAUUCUCGAUUCGAAUGCAGUGGCCGUGGUAAGUUAUACAACAUGUAUGGUUUCCUUCCUCUUGAUUCGCAAAUCUUUCCCUAAGUUCUGGCCACCCCGUGCACCAGAACAAAGAAUAUAA